Messenger RNA from Amblyraja radiata (thorny skate), 2569 nucleotides. RefSeq names its product kelch-like family member 14 (gene klhl14). NCBI's taxonomy places the organism in Eukaryota, Metazoa, Chordata, Chondrichthyes, Rajiformes, Rajidae. The record is from RefSeq and is a predicted model, not a curated record. Gene Ontology annotation, molecular function: protein binding. Bases 461 to 2251 code for a protein of 596 amino acids. The transcript is spliced from 9 exons. Gene Ontology annotation, cellular component: endoplasmic reticulum; neuron projection; neuronal cell body.
CAAUAGCCUUGAGCCAUAAUUUUAAAACUCUCUCCAGCAUCCAGCCCCUUCAUGGUCACUCUUCACUGGCGAUGCACGACCGUUUCUCUCCCCAACCGUGGAUUUCCUAUUACUCUUGUUACGACUCACUGAAUCCCAGGCCCAAGGAUAAUGAUGUGUUGUUUCUUGGUAGCAUAAUUUGUCACACGUACAUUUUUUUGCGAAAGCUGCUCUCAGACUUCUUGCUGGUGCUAAUUCUGGAGACAGUAUAUCAAAUGAUGAACGACAAAAAAACCUCGCAAGCGUAACUGCUGAAGUUGCAACGCGUGGAGCUUGAUCGGAUACGGAUUUUACUGGGGGAUCGAAGCAAAGAGAAGGUAAAAAAAGCAGAGAAAAAAAUAUAUAAAAGUGAAGAUCUCUGAUCGAAGUGGACGCUAGUUUGCAGCCCAGUGUACACAGGAGGUGUCCCAAGUUAGAUAUCAUGUCAAGAUCUGGAGACAGGACGUCCACCUUCGACCCUUCUCACAGUGAUAACCUCCUACACGGCCUCAACCUACUGUGGCGUAAGCAGCUUUUCUGCGAUGUGACUCUGACAGCCCAAAGCCAGCAGUUCCAUUGCCACAAAGCCGUGCUGGCUUCCUGUUCCCAGUAUUUUCGAUCGCUCUUCUCCAAUAGCCAGUGCAAGGAGAGCACAAACGAAUCGGGGAACCGGACCCCUUCCUCCCCGGCCGAGGAUAUCACCAGGUCCAUCAAUAACAUCGUCCUGCAGGGCUGCUCGGCCACCGGGGUCUGCCUGGUGCUGGAGUACAUCUACACGGCCAACAUGACACUCUCGCUGGACACGGUGGAGGACGUGCUGUCCGUCAGCAAGAUCUUGCACAUCCCCCCGGUCACUAAACUCUGCGUCCAGUUCCUCAACGACCAGAUAUCGAUGCAGAACUACAAGCAAAUCUGCCAGAUUGCUGCCAUCCACGGGCUGGACGAGACCAAGAAGCUGGCCAACAAGUACUUCGUGGAGGACAUCCUGCUGCUGAAUUUCGAGGAGGUGUGCGCCAUGAUGGACUCAAUGCCGCCACCUGUGGAGUCGGAGCUCGCUCUUUUUCAGAUGUCCGUGCUGUGGCUCGAACACGACCGGGAGACCCGCAUGCAGUACGCGCCGGACCUGAUGAAGCGGCUCCGCUUCGCCCUCAUCCCCGCCACCGAGCUGGUGGAGAGGGUGCAGUCCGUCGACUUCAUGCGGAGCGACCAGGUCUGUCAGAAACUCCUGCUGGACGCGAUGAACUACCACCUCAUGCCGUUCAGGCAGCACUGCCGCCAGAGUCUGGCCAGCAGGAUUCGUUCCAGUAAGAGACUCUUGUUAUUGGUCGGUGGAUUGCCUCCUGGUCCAGAUCGACUUCCAAGCAACUUAGUUCAGUAUUAUGAUGAAGAGAAGAAAACAUGGAAAAUUCUUACAAUAAUGCCUUACAACAGUGCCCAUCACUGUGUUGUGGAAGUAGAAAACUUCCUGUUUGUACUUGGAGGAGAAGACCAAUGGAACCCAAAUGGGAAACAUAGCACUAAUUUUCUCAGCCGGUAUGAUCCUAGGUUUAACAGUUGGAUACAACUUCCCCCUAUGCAAGAAAGGCGAGCCAGUUUCUACGCCUGUCUUCUGAAUAAACAUUUGUAUGUGAUCGGUGGAAGGAAUGAGAGUGGUUAUUUGUCAAGCGUUGAAUGCUACACUCUGGAAACCAAUGAGUGGUGUUACCUGUCCUCCUUGCCACAGCCUCUGGCAGCUCACGCCGGUGCCAUGCACAAUGGAAAGAUUUACAUAUCAGGAGGCGUUCACAAUGGGGAAUAUGUGUCAUGGCUGUACUGCUACGACCCAAUCAUGGAUGUGUGGGCCAGAAGGCAAGACAUGAACACCAAGCGGGCCAUUCACGUUCUGGCGGUGGUGAAUGGUCGUCUGUACGCUAUUGGGGGAAACCAUUUAAAAGGUUUCUCACAUCUUGAUGUGAUGCUCGUUGAAUGUUAUGACCCUAAAGGUGACCAAUGGAACAUUCUCCAAACUCCUAUCUUGGAAGGUCGCAGUGGCCCGGGAUGCGCUGUACUUGACGACAAUAUUUAUCUUGUUGGUGGAUACAGCUGGAGCAUGGGGGCCUACAAAUCAUCUACAAUCUGCUACAGCCCUGAGCAAGCAACUUGGACAGAAUUGGAAGGGGAAGUUGCUGAGCCAUUAGCAGGCCCAGCAUGUGUAACUGUUACAUUGCCAGCCUGUGUGCCGUACAGUAAAUAAAACAUUUUGUCAGUUCACAACAUUAAUAUAAACACUCAAGACAAUUUAUUUAAAUGAUAUCAAGUGCAAAGUACUGAAUUCUUACUCCCAAACACAUUUAAUGUUUGAAAUGUGCUUUUUUACUAUGGUAAUUUAUGACUGAAAAUAAUGUUAUGUAAAUCUUUGUAUCUUUCAGAAGAAAGGCAUGAACAAGUAAAAUAACUGAUGUAGUAGAAUAUAACAAAAUGUAAAUUUUGUACAGGAUAAGAAAGUGUAAAUGAAGCUUGUCUGUUGAAAACCUACUUAAAUAAAAACUUAAAAUGCUGUGUUUUAUCUUCA